This is a messenger RNA of Bicyclus anynana (squinting bush brown), 13025 nucleotides long. RefSeq lists its product as uncharacterized. The record is from RefSeq and is a predicted model, not a curated record. The transcript is spliced from 2 exons. NCBI's taxonomy places the organism in Eukaryota, Metazoa, Arthropoda, Insecta, Lepidoptera, Nymphalidae. Bases 216 to 1241 code for a protein of 341 amino acids.
UUUCGCAUUUGUUAUCUGUGGUUUUCGCCAUAGCACUGACGUCAGUCAUCAACUCAAAAUAACAAAAUAAUGUUUUCAUUACGCCUAAAAUGAGCAGUUCCUACUAAUUAAAACUUCGGUUGUGAUGUGUUCAUCGUUAAGUGCGAAAUAAAGUGAGUAGAGAGUAAAUUUAUAAAUACAAACUAAAUUAAUAGUUGUUUCCCACGUUCUAAACAAUGUCAAAGUAUGUGGUAUCGUCACAGCCAAGGACAACGGCAAAGAAUAAUUCGACAGAACCGCCUUUAUCCGAAGUUCGUUAUGAUACAAUUAAAUGUGAAGAAUGUCGAAACGAUAACGACCAAUGCUGCUUCGUGUAUUUCUACUCGUUAUACUGCGGUCGAUACCGCUGCUCUGGUUGCUGCGAUGAUGAAAAAAAAAAGAGAAGUAGGCCACUAAGGAUUGCGGCGAAUAAUUACACAGUCGAUGAUGUAUCUGAAGACGAUAAUAUUACAAGUUUUAUAAAAGACGACACCGUCUAUAGGCCCACUACAUAUAGUGACUAUAAUAUAGUUCAUGAACAUAGCGGAGGUGUAAACAGGGGAGAUCUCGCUGUGGCAGGAAUCGACUAUGAUGGUCACUUGAGUGGUCGCAGUAGAAAUGAUCAUCACACGGGAGACAUGAGUCGCUCAACUUGUAAGCCCGAUGCAGGUAACUCUGGUAAAGUACACCAACCAGGUCUUCAUAGUGAUAGUGCAAAUGACUCUGAGACCGUAUGCUAUCCAUAUGGCCAAUCAGUUGGUCAUGCCAGUAAAAGUCAUUCAGUUAAUCAUAGCAGUGUUGAAGAUAAAUUUGGAAAUGUUUGCUAUACAGUUGGUAACAACGCAAGUGGAGAUCACAGCAGUAAAAGUCAUUCAGUUGAUCAUAGCGGCGUCGAAAAUAAAUAUGGAAAUGUUUGCUAUACAGUUGGUAACACUGGAAGUGGAGAUCACGGCGUAAGCCACUCAGGUGGUACUGUUGGACAUGGAGGCCAUUCUGUUGCCGAUAACACGCAUUCGAGUAGUGGUGAUCACUCUGGGGGAAAUCAUGGGAGCGUAGAUCAUUCUAGUGGCUGGGGGUGCAGCGGCGGAGACACUGGUGGCGAUAGUGGAGGGGGUGGGGGUGGUGACACUGGCGGUGAUAGUGGUGGAGGGGGCGGUGGUGAUAGUGGCGGAGGAGACACAGGUGGUGAUAGCGGGGGAGGUGGUGGUGGUGGAGAUGAUUAAUGAUUUGUUGUGAACUACUUCCCUCAACUUCGUCCGCAUUGACCGCGACAUUUUGUAUUGAACUAGACGUAUUGACCUUCCUAUUGAAUCACUUGUUCAUCUUUUAAUGAAAACCACCUUAAAAUUGGAUGUGUUAUUUGAAAAAUCUAAGCGAUUUUAUUAUGUACCUACUAAAUUAUGAUAAGACAUUGCCCUGCUUUUUAAAGAACCAAUGGAUUAUCCAGGGAAGCUAAGGUAUUAAUGCUAAAGCUUAUUAAAAUUUUGAAUUUGUCAGUGACAAAUAUUUCAAACGUUAUCUUCGUAAUUAUUGUUCUGACGAGCAACUUAGUACCUUAUUUGUGACAAUAGUACCUUGGAAAAAUCCUUGCUAAGUUGCUCGUCAGAAUUAAUGAGAUAUAGUUUCCCUCUAUCUAUAUUUCCCUUGUCACUUAAACUUACGUACGUUAUUCAUUAUUAAAUUGAAACAAAUAAGGGCAUUUACUUCCACUACUACUUCCUUUAAUUAUGUCUCGAUUUAUAGGUAUAUGUUUAUAGUUUAGAAUAAUUUUAAAUAAAUGUUAUGUUAAUAUUAAUGCCCAUAUUUGCCAUCAGUGAUUAGGUACACGUUCAAAUGUGUUCAGGUUAUGUGACAUUUUGUGAGCUCAGUAAGCUCGUAUAACUCUAGACACGUACGCAGACGCACGUUGAAGACCUUAUGAAGCCGCUAAGGGAAGGGCGUGACUGUAAAAGAAAUAAAUAUAUCAAUAUCUAUUUUUCUUUACGAAACUAGGGUUGAAUAUAUCAAUUCUAUUGAAUAUUUUUCACGUCCUUCGGCAUUUUUCUUACAAUAAAGUCAAUUUGUUCAUGGGUGUUAUCUUUGAACCAUUUUUAUAUUGAAUUUUUGAAGAGACAGUUUGUAUAAUAAUUAACGCUUUCCACUUUUUACUUUUCACCUAGUCCUAAAUCCGGAUCCACGCGUUUACGAGACUAUUUAAGUAAAAGUGUUGUCACUUGUAGCCGGUCGUGUGUCGGUCUUUUGUCAUUACAGGAGUUCGUCGCGCGACCUGUCUACAAAUUACUACAAAUUGUUCUUUGUCUACUGAUGUAAUGAUAGUACGUUAAGUCCACAGUUACGACUACGUCAUCGACCACAGUCUACAACACAAAAAUAAUGUCAAUAAAAUUGUUAUAGUCAUUUGUCAAUGUCAAUGUCAAACUCAAAUCAAAAUUGCAUAAAUAAAUCUUUAUGAUCUGGGGCCUAAUUGUCUAACGCAAACGAUUGAAUUUGACAGUUGAAAUCGUACGUUUUUACUUGUCAAACAGCUAUUUCGGAUUGUGUAAGCCAAUGGAAAGCCAUCGGUUGGGCAUAGUUAGUUCAUUACGAUUAGAUCGUUAUUUUUAUACGAAGAGUGAAUGAUUUUAUAUGAUUUGACAGUUAUUUGCGAUUGUCUUCGAAUUGUUUAAAGUUUUAUCUUCAUGGCCUAUGUCAAAAACUUACGAUGGGUCUUGAGUCACCUUUGAUCGUAAAAAGGACAAAUUGUGGAUGUCCAAAAUUCCAAAAUAAUAAUUUAUAUUUUAUUAAAUAUCUAAAAUUAAUAUUUUUUUCCAUUCUAAAUCUCUCAAUUCAGUCUCCCCGUCCACAGUUAGCAUUUUUAGUACGAAACUUUGCGAAGUGUUUAGUGCUUUGUUUGUAAACAAUGAACUCUAUUAGAAAGAGUAAUAAAUAAUAUAUUCUUUGCAAUGAACUUUUAAAGUCAAAACAAUGAAGUUAAUUGAGUGCCAUUAAUCGAUUUAUAUAGGAUGCUGAGACUUGGACUCUGAGAGAAAGUGAGAAAAAGAAGAUACACACUCUAGAAAUGUGGUGUUGGAGAAGAAUGCUUGCAUAUCCUGGACACAGUUUCGAAACAACAUCUCACUCCUCCAAGAACUGGGGAUCAAACUGCAUCUUUCUUCCAGCAUCCAAUGUCUUACACACACUUUCUUUGGACGUACCACACAAAGAGACACUUAGUCCAUAGAGCGACAUAAACUCGAUUUCUGCGACAUCUUGCAUGUUGUUGUAUCCAAUAUGUUUGGAUCUGUGUUCCAUGGCAUAAGUGUGUGGUUUAGUUAAGUUUGCUGGCAAAGUUAAGCAAAAAGGAAUCAAAUUUCAUUUUUAAAAGUAUGAUUAUGGCGAACGAACUCUUUCGUCAUCGCUCAUAGGUACAUUUACAUUUUCCAUUAGUGCAUGCCCACCCUAGGAAUCCUAGGAUUCUGAGCUACCGAAUAGGAAUAGGAAAUAAUAAUAGAUAAGCCAAUGGGUGGGAGUAGAAUAGGAUAGGAAUAGGGAAUGAGUCAAAGCGAAGCUUGUCUGUCUGCUAUAUUAUCUUAGUACACAAACUACACUUACAUUGAGACUAAAUAGUGAUGUGUAUAUUUUAUAAUAUGCUCAAUAUUAACAAUUUUGCUUUACAGGAGAUUUGGAAUAUGCCCUAUAACUGCAGACUCCAAUAUUGCAAAUAGCACCUGCAAUACAGUGGAAUAACAUAUUGGUGUGCUGAAGAAAAGAUGGCAAAGGCUUUUAGCUGACAGGACAUUGUACUGAUGACCCUGUUAUCUGGUCAAAUCAUAAAUGUGUGUGUAUUAUCAAAAUAUUUGCAUAGAUUGUGAAAUGCUGAUGAUAUUUGAUUUGGUCUUUGAUAUUUAAAAAUAAAAGAAUACUUACUUUGCUGAGUUUGUUUUGUUGUAGUUUUUUCUAAAACUAAGGCUGGUUUUACAGUCACGCCGCUAGACGCGCCGUUGGACAGCGCGCUGUUGGACAGCGCGCGUUUGAACAGCGGUGCACCAACUAGUACGGCGCUCCUCAAUUAGUACGGCGCGUUUCGCUGCUGUGAGACAGUCGUGUACAAACAGAUACAAAAUGAACGGCAAUGCGGUUAGAGUACUGGCUAUUUACUUUUUAUGGAAAAAAAGGCAACAAAAACGUCGAAGAACAGUAGGUGUUGAUCCUUAUAACGCUACAAGGUUACUGAGAGGCGAACACGUAACAUCUUUCUCUGAUUUACGAGAAAAUAGUUAUAAAUUUUAUAAAUAUUUUCGCCUAUCAACCAGCAGUUUCGACGAAUUACUGUGCAAGUUAGAGUUUUCUUUACGAAGAUCCAGCAUACGUCGCAACCCCAUAGCUCCAGUGGAAAAAUUGGAAAUUUUCACAACACAAUUCCUUUCCAAUUUCUUCCAGGCUUUAUUUUUUGCGUCCUUAUUCUUAUAAAAAUCAUCGGCCGGGUCCCAUAAACAUCUUCUAAUUCGCACUUCGUCAAUUACUCGACCCGUAUCGAUGUGAUUCAUUUUGUACACAACAGUACCUAACGGCACGUCUCAACGGCGUGAGACUAAAACGCACAAUGGCCGUAGAAGCGCACGAGCGGCGCGCGCUUCGACCGCGUCGCGCGAAUAGGACGCGUUCAACGAACGGCGCUGCUCAAGCGCGCGAAUUUGAAACGCUACUAAUACCCCAAUACAUAUCCGAGCGCGCGCGCUCCGACGGCGCUGCCGAAACGCGUGACUGUAAAACCAGCCUAAAGCUUUUAGUUUAACAUUUUACUAUUAAUAUUUUUUUUACCAUUACAAUAAUUAAAUAAAAUAUUCAAAAAGUGUAGUUGUAAAAAAUACAUUUAUAAUACCUGUGUAUGUUCACCCCCCUGCAGUUUCACCCACAUAAUUCCUGUUCCCGUGGGAAGAAAUACAUGGCCUAUAAUACUCAAAUGUGGAUUUUUAUUGGUAAAAUAAUCUUCAAAAUUGGUUCAGUAGGUCCAGUGCUUACCCCUACAAUCCCCCGAACUGUAUCUUUUUAUUACAGUAUCUAGACAACUAGUAUUCUAAGAAUUAUGAAAAUGACACCUCUGAGGGUGUAAUAGGGGUUGGAAGUUCAUAAAAAAAAAGAUUUUUUAAGUUUAUUUAUUAUAAUAAUAAUAAAUACAGUAGACAUAGACUUUCAGUUAGACAUUUUUUAAACCCGGAAACCACAAAGCUUAAAAAUAAUCAAAUUUAUACUUCUCAUCCAGUCGGCCUGUACAGUAACUUGCAGACACUGUUUUGAUGAUUAGUAUAUUUUCUUAAAUCAGAAAAACGAGUAUUACCAAAUUAGGAUAUAAAUCUGCUAAAGCCUAACUAGCUACUCCAUAGAGGGGCCAGACUAGACACUGAGGGAUCAUGGGUUCAGCCCUGCUCACUGUACUAGACAACAUAUUGGCCAUACUUAAAUGUUAAAGCAUAUUUAUUUUUAAAUAUGUUUUACCGUAAAUAAAUUAUUACAGAUGCUACCUUUCUAACAGCUUCAGUCAAUCACAGGAUAGGUACAAUGAAGUUACAUAGUGAAUAAUCAAAUUUAUUUUAUAAUUAACAAAAAUGAGUAAGAAUAUUUUAGAUGGAUAGCUGACAUAGAGAGCUCCUGGAAUUACACACACACACAGCACAUAAUUCUUAAGCUGGCUCAGCUAGUCAGUCUUGUUGUCAAAGCACUCAUCUUCAUGUCUCUCUCAAUAUCAGUGGUUCAUCGUAAUAGUCUGUUCAUAAUAAUCAAUUUAGUCUGAAAUAAAAAAAAAAAAAUAAUAUUUCAUACUAAAAGUUAGAUAGAAUCUUUGAGAGGAAAACAUUAGCAGUGAUUUCCUGGGUUCGAUCCCUGGCUUGACCGAUUGAGGUUUUCUCAAUUGGUCUAGGUCUGGCUGGUGGGAGGCUUCGGCCAGUUACCACCUUACUGGCAAACACGUACCGCUAAGAGAUUUAGCAUUUGGGUAUGAUGCCAUGUAGAAACCGAAAGGGGUGUGGAUUGUCUUCCUACUCCUAACAAGUUAACCCGUUACCAUCUUAGAUUACAUCAUCACUAACCAUCAGGUGAGAUUGUGGUCAAGGGCUAACUUGUAAAGAAUAAAAAAAAAAAAACCUGCUCCAAUGUGGAUUGGUAGUUAUGGUGUUAAUGUAUAAUAUACCACUAUCAGAUGUUAAUGAUAAUUUAUGUUCCGAAGGUUCAUACAAUGAAAGUAACUUGUUUGAUCCCCGGCUGGACCAACUGAUUUAGCAUUCCAGUGUGAUGACGUGUAGCCUAACUUGUAAAGAAUAAAAAAUAAAAUAAAACAGUAACAUUUUGCUCUCAGUAGAGGAUUUUGAAUGGUAUAUCUAAAUGCUUAGAUAAACUAUCUCUGCGAACCCGUUGUUAUUAUGACACUGUUGUUGGCUGGUGAAGGAAUAAAACACCCUAAAGAGCUAAAGAACUGUUCAAAUCCUUUAAUAAUAAGUCUGUUUGUGAAGUCACUCAUCACACACUUAGGUAAACCUAUGUAUAUUAGUGCUGACUCAUACGAGACUUAACACUGGGAAAAAAUAACAUGCGGACUUUUCUAAGAGACAGCUGCCCACCCUCUCCUCUUGCGCAGCCCGGAUGUGCUAAAUACUUCCCAACAAAGAAAUUACUGCUGUAACUAGUGCAGGGACAUGUAGUAGACAGCAGCGCGAUCACUUAUUAAUCGGGCAUUGUUGAUUGUUCUUCAGUUGGCUAACUCCACUUGUAGUUACGCUAACCACCUUAGCCCUGCCUUGCCUGAGUUAAGGGUUGUUUUAAUGAGAAACUUCUUAAGAAAUGGACAUCGACAAAAUUAUAUAGAGGUAGUUUUCUUUUUUGUUUACUUUUAUAUUUUAGAUUAACAAUAACACAAACGAAGUAAACUUUGCUCCUAAGAUCAAUAUAAUUUAGUAAAACUUUGCUCAAUUUCUAAAUUCUCUUUAAAACCUAAAAAAUAAAAAUUUUGUUUUGUUUUGAUAAAUUAAAAAAUAAAAUUUCUAAUCCACAGGUUAUUAAUAUGCUAUGUUUCACCACAGACUAAUAGGAUACCCCGUUAUUUUGACACUAGCCUACACAGACAACAGGGAGAUUACCAAAUAGUCCAAAUAGCCCUUGGUUAAAUUCGUUAAAUGCGUUUUGUUACUCGAGUUGCAUGUACCAUUUUCUCACGCUAUUUUCUUCAAUAGUAGAUAUUUUUCGUGAAAUUUAAUGCUUCUUUAAUGUUUUAAACAAAAGACAUAAAACUUUGUUAAAAUAUAUGCAUUAUUAUGGAGUUUGACUUAAAUUUGAUAAUAUUAUUAACGAUAGUUUCACUAUCGUUUUGCAUAAACAAUACGCAAUCUUCAUGAAUGAUUUCAGUUCAUCGUUCACCAUCCGGUCUUCAUAUAAUGAACUAAAUUAGACAAUACCAAUGUAAAGUUACGAUUGAUCGUUGAUCGUAGCCGAUCGUAUGAACUUUACGAUCAAUGAACUCCGUUAGACAAUUAGGCCCCUGUUAUUGUAAAGCUCACGACUGCACAAACUUCCGAGUUAUUUAUUUUAAUAUUUUUUAAACCUAUUUUUAACAUAUAUUCGAUAACAAUACAACAAUUUGUUAUGUCUAAUAGACACUAGACAAUAUACUGCUGAGAUUGUUUAAUAAGUCUAUACAAUUAUUUAGAAAUACUUAAAAUUAGUGGACAGUUGAUAUAAUUAUUCAACUUCAUAUUGCACGUCGUCGUCGUCUCCAAUUUUAGGAAGGAAUAAAUAAAAUGCAAUAAAUUCCGGUUACCUAAUUUUUUUUCGUUGUUCGCGUUGUUCGGAAAAACUUGUGCCAAACUAUUUAAAAGAAAAUCGCAAGUUUUUGUGUUUAGUACAACUUGUGUGAUUAAAAAAAAAACUUGUACACAACUGACUAUGGCUGAACCAAUCACCACACAACCUGGAGUAAAUGAAGUCAUUAGAGCGAGUGAAAAAAUACAUUUGGAGGAACCAUUUUUAAAUUCAGAACCACCAGAGCAAGAGAUGCCAAUCGUCGAACCUAUUGGAAAUGAAGUAAUUGAGGAAGAAAAGAAGAAAAAGAGAAACGAAACUGCCUGUUGUGUAUGCUCUGAUCCCGAUGAAGAUGAUGUACUUGAUAUGUUUUUUAUCUGUGAAAGUUUCGCUGGGUUAUGUCACCAUUUUAUACAGUGCCUUGGAUAUACAUGUACAAGCUGCUGUGAGUGUUUUGGAGAAUGCUGUUCAGGGUGUGGUGAUUGUCUUGGAGAAUGCAGUUCAGGAUGCUGUGAGUGCCUUGGAGAAUGCAGUACAGGAUGUUGUGAGUGUCUUGGAGAGUUCUGUUCUGCUUGUGGUGAGGGUGGCUGUGACUGUGACUGUUCAGACUAAGCUUAGACAAUGAAGGACUAAGACAUAAGUCGCAGGGUUAAACAGAACAUAAAAAGUUGAAUAUCUUCAUACUUGUGUCUUCAUCAUCAUCAUUAACAAACCAUAUUCUGCUCACUGUUGAGCAUGAGUCUCCUCUUAUAAUGAGAGGGGUUAGGGGUUAGGCCUUAGUUUAUCACGCUAGCGCAAUGCGGAUUGGCAGUCUUCACACACAUAGAGAAUUAAGAAAAUUCUGAGGUAUGCAGGUUUCCUCGCAAUGUUUGAUAUAUGUUGUGUUGUUCAACUUAGGCAUACUGGAGUAAUGAUAGACAAUUCUAGUCUCUGUUAUACUUUAUGAGUUGAAUAAAGUCUUUUUGAAAGAUAUUUUCUAAGCCCAAAAGAUGUAAAUAGCUUUGCAGUGCAUUUACAAUGUAGCCUUUUAUAUCUCUAGUAUUACCACAAUAUUUUUGUACUCAAAUUAUAUGUAUACUAAAGCUAAUACUCAAUGUGUAGUACAAACUUAUCUUUGUAAAUUGAUGUUUAAUAUGUUACAUGUACGUCAUCUGUGAACACAGUCCUUAACACAAAAAUAAUAAUAUUGUCAUUUGUCAAACUCAAAUCAAAUCAAAUUGUGGGUUCAGGACUGCACACACUUCAGAGAUAAUAUUAUUAUAAUCAAUAAUAUCAUUAAAACAAUUUAUAAUGUCUAUUAGACACUCUAGCCAUUACACUGCUGUGAUUGUUUAAUAAGUAGCUAUUUAAUUAUAUUUAUAUAAAAUUGGGUGGGUAAUUUGUUUAUUACUUAAUUGUUCUCAAUUUGAAUUAAAUAAUUAAAAAAGUGCCAAACAACUUUUGUGGUAAAGCAGUUUCUAGUGGACAUUGUUAAACUGUAUAUUGCACAUCAUAGGUAGUUAUGAUACUGUGAAGACCUAAAAUAGGUCUCCAAUUUUAGGUAGGCAUAAAUAAAAUGCAGUAAAUUCUGGGUACCUAUUGCAUUGUUUGGUAAAAACUUGUGCGAAAAUAUUUAAAUCACAAGUUGUUGUGUUUGGUACAACUUGUGUGAUUAGAAAGAAAGCUUGUACGAAACUGACUAUGGCUGAACCAAUCACCACACAACCUGGAGUAAAUGAACCAUUUUAAAAUCCAGAACCACCAGAGCAAGAGAUGCCAAUCGUCAAACCUAUAGGAAAUGAAGUAAUCGAGCAAGAACAGAAAAAAAAGAGGAACGAAACUGCCUGUUGUGUAUGCACUGGUCCCGAUGAGGACACUGUAUUUGAUAUGUUUUUUAACUGUGAAACUUUUGGUGGGUUAUGUAACAAUUUUAUUGAGUGUUUAGGAUCUACAUGUUCAAGUUUCUGUGAGUGUUUUGGAGAAUGCUGUUCAGGGUGUGUAGAUUGUCUUGGAGAAUGCUGUUCAGGAUGCUGUGAGUGUCUCGACAAGUUCUGUUCUGCUUGUAUUGAGGCUGGCUGUGACUGUGACUGUGACGACUAAGUGUAGACAAUGAAGGAUUAAGACUUAAGUCAUCAUCAUCAUUAUUAAUAAUCCAUAUUUGGCUCACUGUUGAGAAUGAGAAGAGUUAAGCCUUAGUCCACCAUGCUGGCCAACAGGAUUGGCAGACUUCACAGACAUAGAGAAUUAAGAAAAUUUUGAGAUAAUAUGCAAGUUUCUGCACAAUUUUUUUCGUUCGUAGUUUAAGACACGUGAUAUAUAAUUUCUUAAAAUUCACGUAACUGAAAAGUUGGAGGUGCUUGCCCCGGCCCUUACGCCCUGUGAAUCGAAGGCAGCAAACACACACAAACAAAGUUGGCUGGUAGGUGUGAGGGAGUCUUAGUUUACUUAAAAUAAGGGUUUUGCUCAGUAAUGAUGUUUGUUAUGUGUAGAAUAAAAUCUUUUUGAAAUGUAUUUUUUAAGCGCAAAAAAUGUAAAAGGUUCUGCAGUGCAUUUACUACAGUUAAGCCUCUAAUAUAACCACAACAUUUUUGUAUUCAAAUCGUAUAAUAACGCCAUAUUUAAUUUUUUGAUAUUUGUGUACUUUUGUAGACUUAACUUUAUUUUAGGUAACAUUUUUUUCUAUAGAUAAAUCACACACCUAUAAGGUGAAUUUUAAUGCUGCAAUGUAAUGAAAGGUGUGCCUCAUAUAGCAGAAGUAGUGAAACUAAGUAGAACUUAGUAAGUAAGAAGUGGGUAACUAAGUCUUGUGAUAAAGUACAAAAAAACAAUACAGACACUACUUUAAUUACAUAGUAAGAUUUAAUAAUAAAAAUUAAUGUAAUCAUAAAAAUUCCUAAUGAUGAAGUGAUUUCAUUUGUUAUUCUUUAAAGUUUUAGUUGGUGUGACUUUCGGCCGUGGCUAGUUACCACUCUACCGACAAAGAUGUACCGCCAAGGGGUUUAGCAUUCCGGCACAAAGUCAUGUAGAUACCGAAAUGGCUGUGGAUUUUCAUUCUAUACCCAACAAGUUAGCCCUCUUCUAUCUUAGAUUGCAUAAUCAUUAUGUAAAGUCUAUCUUCCGAGGAUGCUCUAAUAACAGAGUGAAACAUAUUUUAGAGGAUUUUUGCUCACAUUUGUGAGUUCACAGAGAAUAGCAAAAUAAAUCAAUGAUUCACUCACUGUUCAUAAAGAACUUCCGCAAGGUAAUGUCUGCUUCUAUUUUCCUACUACUUACCUACUUUUAUUCUGUUUUCUGGAAAUGUUUAUCUUUGUAGUUGUUGUUUUCUUGUGAUUUUAUGAGACAUAUAUACUCAAUGACAAUAUAUUGUCAUAUACUGCUAUAUUUUAUAGAUAAAUAUCUCAUUAAGUACCCUUGAGUAAUGACUGCUGGAUAACAAACAAUGGUAUUUUUAUAGUAGAGAUUACAGAAACACUUUAAAAUGGAGAAACCUCAUGUUUAAUGAAAUAAUUAUAUUUUAUAUCAAUUACAAUAAAAUUAAUAUUAAUAUACCUAUAAAUUGUAGACUUAAAUAAGUAUCUAGCAUAAUGUGCCUACUUAUUGUAUUCCUGCCAAGUAUUUUAUUCAUUGUUACAAUAUACAAGCUGUUGUUAUUGAAAAAUAUAAGUAAGCUAAGUAGAAUAAGUAAUAUUUUAUUAGCUAUAAGUAUACCUACCAAUAUAUAAUAUGAAGGUAGAUUUUAAGUGUUUUACAAAAUGUUAUUUAAUUGCCAAUAUUGAAUGAACUGUUAAUUACAAUAAAUAUACUUAUUUUAGUAUAGGUAUCUAAUUUCUGUUAUGUUGAAAAUUUUUGACACAAAGAUUUUUAGUAGCAAUGCUCAAUAUUUAGGUAUCCUGCAUUGCAUCCCAAGUUUUUGUAAUCAGGUCAUAAUAUGUAUAAGUACUUACUGUAUUAAAAAUCUAAAUUCUUAUAUCACAAGUUAGAUAAUAUACUAUGCACAAAAAUUAAGGGAGCAGAAAAAAAAUCCAAAUUUUUGGGGGAUUUUCAACAGGCUGUAACUUAUACAAAAAUGGUCGUACAGCAAAAAAAUAAAAAGCAAAUUGUAGCUCUAAGUGUUUAGUUUUUGGAUCUGAGUUUGAAAAUUUUUUUUUGAAAAUAUUUUUCGAGUAAUCAUAAGAAAACCACCGAAAAAAAAAUUUUCGAAAUUUUUUUGGUUUUUUUUUUAAUCUACGGACGUGGAAUAACCGGAUAGCUUGUUUAUUCAGAUUUAAUUUCGUUUUUUUUAAAUCUCGAUACGAGCAUUUCUCGCUGAGAUAUCGAUGUUUGAAUGGAAAAAGAUCAUUUUGUCUUUGAUUACCAAUAUCUCAGCAACCAAUGAUCGCACAGAAAUUUUGAGGUUGGUUUCAAAAACUUGAAUAAACUUUCUACAAGGAUUGGCAAUUGAAUUUUGAAAAAAAAAUUUUUUUUCAAUCAUUACAUGAAUUUGAAAAAGCAUCCAAAAAAGGGCUUUUUGUCGUUUUUUGGAAAAUCAAGCGCCCAAUCAAAAAUAUUGCGGAAACCAAUGGCUUUUGUGCUUGCGCACAUACACGUGCGCAAGCACAAAAGCGUACAAUUGUACAAUUGUACAAUUUGCUUUUUAUUUUUUUGCUGUACGACCAUUUUUGUAUAAGUUACAGCCUGUUGAAAAUCCCCCAUAAAUUUGGAUUUUUUUUCUGCUCCCUUAAUUUUUGUGCAUAGUAUAUAUAGGUAUUUUAUAACUUGCGAAAAAGUCUUAUUAAAAGUAGAUACUAACUACUAGGUAAGGAAGUAGUUAAUUCCGACAUAUGUACCUACCCAUGCUAUCUGAAAAACACUAAGUGUAUUAAACGGCAUUUUGUUUAUUCCUACCACAAAUAGUAAACGGUUAGCCUUUAGCCUAGUCCUCAUCCCUAGACCCCAGACGCUGAAAACUGACUUAAAAAAUAAAAUCCUUUUGCGAGACUUGAUUGCACAAGGUCAUGGUCAGGGGUCUAGAGUGAGGAACCUCUGUUCUCACUAUAGGCGUCGUCUCAAGUAUUAGUAACUGUUAUCUGUAUCUGUCUCUUGAUUUAAUAUUUGGCUAUUAAAUCAAACGCUUAAAAUGUUGGUAGACUUUCGCUAUAAGACUAUUUACUGAAACGGCUAUCUUAAGAAUUUAUAUUCGAAUACGGCGGUAAAAACAGAUCAAUUAUUUAUUUAUUUUAUUAAAAAAAUAUUGUCGAAUAAAUUUAUAAAUUACAUAAAUA